GCCGACUCUGUUGUCGUUGAUAUAAGCGACGCGACGGACGGCAGUCUGGAAGUGGCUCUCCAUCCGAAGAACGCCGAACUCGGCAAACGUGAGGUGAAAACUGGGAAACAAGUGCUUAUCGACCAAACAGACGCCCAACAGAUUGCAGUCUCAGAUACCGUCACUUUUAUCAAUUGGGGAAAUAUGUCGAUCACUGCUGUGACUAAAGACCCGAAGACUGGUUUAGUGACCAAAAUUGACGCUAAACUCAAUCUCGAUAACAAAGAUUUCAAGAAGACAUUGAAAGUGACGUGGAUUGAGACGAGUGCCACCAUUCCGGCGAUUCUCACAUAUUUUGAACACAUUAUCUCUAAACCUGUUUUAAAACCUGACGACGAUUUUAAGAACUUUAUCAAUAGAGACACAAAGCUUGAGGUCCAGGGGUUGACAGACAGUGCGCUCAAGAGUUUGAAAAAGGGAGACAUAAUUCAAAUACAGAGAAAGGGUUUCUUUAUAUGCGAUUCGGUUUACGACGAAAAGACCAUUCGGUUUGCGGGUAAAGCGGCGCCCGUUGUACUCAUUUCAAUACCCGACGGAUCGACGGAUUUAAAUAUAUUCCCGAAAUCAGUGCAGGAAUGGAAGAAAAAGACACUUUUAUUGAGUCAAAACACUGAUAACAAAAGUGCUCCAAAAGGGGCCACAGAUUUAGCCAAAAUAUUGGCAGACAUUAAAGAGUGCGGCGAUUCUGUCCGCCAACUGAAGGCCGAUAAGGCGUCCAAAGAACAGAUCACCGAAAAAGUGAAUAAAUUACUGGCACUGAAGACAGAGUUUAAGACAAAGGCAGGCAUUGAAUGGAAACCAGACAUUCAAUUGAGUCAAAUCACGGAUAAUAAAAGUGCUCCGAAGGGAGCGACAGAUUUGGCUAAUAAAAGUGGUCCAAAAGGGGCCACAGAUUUAGCCAAAAUAUUGGCUGACAUCAAAGAGUGCGGCGAUUCUGUCCGCCAACUGAAGACCGAUAAGGCGUCUAAAGAACAGAUCACUGAAAAAGUUAAUAAAUUACUGGCACUUAAAACAGAGUUUAAAACACAAGCCGGCGUUGACUGGAAGCCAGACAUACAGUUAAGUCAAUUAAAACAGUCUAACCCUUCGGGUGGCGAUCAAAGUAAUGACAUCCAGAAGUUGGAUGCUUUGGUGAGAGCGCAGGGAGAGGUUGUCCGCAAACUUAAGACCGAAAAGGCCGCCAAAGAUGUGAUCACCGAAAGCGUGAAUAAAUUACUGUCAUUGAAGGCAGACUUUAAGAAAGCUUAUGGUAAAGACUGGACACCAGAUUUGCAAUUAAAUCAAACCAAUGGUACAAAUGGUGGCGGAAAUAGUGGUAACGCUGGACAAGAAUUAGAUGAUUUGGUUCAAAAACAGGCGGAUAGUGUCCGACAACUUAAGUCUGAUAAAGCAGACAAAGCUCUUGUCGACGAAGCCGUCAAA
Medioppia subpectinata is the source of this 1461-nucleotide messenger RNA. NCBI's taxonomy places the organism in Eukaryota, Metazoa, Arthropoda, Arachnida, Sarcoptiformes, Oppiidae. The record is from the annotation of a GenBank genome assembly.